Cinara cedri is the source of this 837-nucleotide messenger RNA. The record is from the annotation of a GenBank genome assembly. NCBI's taxonomy places the organism in Eukaryota, Metazoa, Arthropoda, Insecta, Hemiptera, Aphididae.
AUGGCAGACUAUAACCUGGAAAUUACCUACCGAGGAACCAGACUAAAGCAUGUUCCCCACCCAAAAUAUCUGGGCGUCACUCUGGACAAGACACUGACCUUUAAAACCCACUUAACUAACGUUGCAUCUAAGAUUGACUCCCGCAUCAAUAUAGUUCAAAAAUUGACAGGUACAGAUUGGGGCGCUGACUCCUUGACGCUGAGAACUUCCACUAUCGCUUUAGUCUACUUUGUCGCUGAAUACUGUUUUCCGGUAUGGUUAAAUAGCACACAUGCCAAAAAGGUGGAUAUCAAACUCAAUCAAAGCAUGUGCAUUAUAUCAGGCACAAUCAAGACUACCCCCCUCGACUGGCUACCCGAUCUCAGUAGCAUCAUCUCUCCCCAACAUCGACGGCAAACAGCGUUACUUAAAUUGUGGUCAAAACUCAAUAACAAUACCACCCAUCCAAUUCAUGAACACUCUAAAUUCUGUAACAACCUAUGCAUACGCCGACUUAAGUCACGUAAACCUCCGUGGGAAACUGCUAUUAAACUUAACACUGCCAAAUAUGACGCAGUACAAUGUUUGAAAGAUGAAUGGGAAAAAUCAGAAUUAAGUAACUCAUCGCUCAUUAAGAACCCUACAAACAAACAACCUGGCUUCAAUUUACCACGGAGAAUCUGGAAAACCUUAAACCGAUUACGUAUAGGUCAUGGAAGAGUGGGGCAUUUUAUGCACAAAUGGGGCAUUACUCCUAACCCAGGUUGUGACUGUGGUGCCCCCAACCAGAACAUAGACCAUAUCAUACGAGAGUGCCCUAAGAGAAAGUUCGGAGGAAAGCUCGAGGACAUUUUUUAA